This is a messenger RNA of Saccharomyces mikatae IFO 1815, 984 nucleotides long. RefSeq names its product Sds3p (gene SDS3). Gene Ontology annotation, biological process: negative regulation of transcription by RNA polymerase II. NCBI's taxonomy places the organism in Eukaryota, Fungi, Ascomycota, Saccharomycetes, Saccharomycetales, Saccharomycetaceae. The record is from RefSeq and is a predicted model, not a curated record. Gene Ontology annotation, molecular function: histone deacetylase binding. The coding region runs from base 1 to 984 and encodes 327 amino acids. The transcript has a single exon. Gene Ontology annotation, cellular component: Sin3-type complex.
AUGGCUAUUCAAAAAGUUAGUAACAAGGAUUUGUCCCGCAAGGACAAAAGAAGAUUUAAUAUCGAGUCUAAGGUAAAUAAGAUUUAUCAGAAUUUUUAUUUAGAGAGAGAUAAUCAAUAUAAAGAUAGGCUGACAGCAUUGCAGACAGAUCUAACUUCUCUGCAUCAAGGUGAUAAUGGUCUAUAUGCUCGUCAAGUGCGUGAUUUGGAGGAAGAAAGAGAUUUAGAGUUGGUCAGGUUACGCCUAUUUGAAGAGUAUCGUGUUUCUCGUUCCGGUAUCGAAUUUCAAGAAGAUAUCGAGAAAGCCAAGGCUGAGCACGAGAAACUCAUCAAGUUAUGCAAAGAAAGACUUUAUUCAUCUAUAGAGCAAAAAAUAAAGAAAUUACAAGAAGAGAGGUUAUUAAUGGAUGUGGCGAAUGUACAUUCAUAUGCCAUGAACUAUAGCAGGCCGCAGUACCAAAAAAAUACAAGGAGCCACACAGUAAGUGGUUGGGACUCUUCAUCCAAUGAGUAUGGUAGGGACACGGCUAAUGAAAGUGCUACUGACACCGGUGCAGGAAACGAUCGAAGAACACUCAGGAGAAGAAACGUCUCUAAAGAAACAAGAGGCAACAGCAAUAAUCAGGAGGAAUCUGAUUUCCAAACUGGUAAUGGUUCUGGGAAUAACGGCCAAGGUUCUAGACAAGGGUCCCAAUUUUCCCAUUUCAACAACCUAACCUACAAAUCAGGCGUGGUAUCUGACUCAGACUUCCUACAGUGUAUAAAUGAAGGCACUGACCUAUAUGCAUUUUUAUUUGGGGAAAAGAAUCCUAAAGAUAACGGCAAUGGUAAUGAAAAGAAAAAAAAUCGUGGAGCCCAAAGAUAUUCCACUAAAACUGCACCGCCCUUGCAAUCUCUAAAACCAGAUGAAGUCACUGAGGAUAUUUCUUUGAUUAGAGAAUUGACAGGCCAGCCCCCAGCUCCUUUUAAACUAAGGUCCGACUAG